Messenger RNA from Oppiella nova, 464 nucleotides. The record is from the annotation of a GenBank genome assembly. NCBI's taxonomy places the organism in Eukaryota, Metazoa, Arthropoda, Arachnida, Sarcoptiformes, Oppiidae.
GUGGCUGAGAGUUGUUUCGUUGGGAUUUCGGUUGGAUUUCAUUGAAUGAGUGAUUGAUUUGAUUGAAGAGGUCUGAAGAGGUCUGAAACAUGUCUUCGAAGAGGUCUAAAGCCAAGCGAAACAAAGGCACGACUCUUGAGGAGCACAAUGAGGGCACGACUCUGUUGCCGGGUCGUCGUCCGUGUCUUUGCGAGGCAUCCAAACACCAAUUAGUGGCCAAUUGUCUCAAUUGCGGCCGAAUUGUGUGCGCACAGGAGGGCACCGGUAGUUGUUUCACAUGCGGCCAAACGGUGAUGACUCGUGAGCAGAGACAGGAGCUGAAGAUCCAGCAGAAUAUAAAACAGUUGGCAAUCGACGAGCUAUUGUCUGCCGCAGAGAGCAAACCGAUGGUCAGCACUGGUCUGAAGGACAUCGCCGCCAGUUUUGAAGCGCAUAGGAAUCUGGAGAAAGCGAUCGGACAUAAG